Messenger RNA from Striga asiatica, 714 nucleotides. Lineage: Eukaryota; Viridiplantae; Streptophyta; Magnoliopsida; Lamiales; Orobanchaceae. The record is from the annotation of a GenBank genome assembly.
GUAAAUAUAAGUCUAAUCACAAUCCAACCCACAAACCUCCAAGACGAGCCCAUCCCUCGACAGGAACGGGUUUAUCCGAACCCAAAGCAACGAGAAUAUCGAGGCCAAGAGAAUCGACCACACCACAAUAAUAGUUGGCAGCCGAUCCUGCUUCCCCAUAAAGCCCUUCAGAAAAGGGUAAAGAUGUACAAUCACCCAAAGAGCAAAGAACAGCCGGCCAAAGAGUGGGCCCCACGACUCGUAUCCGUUAUUUAUAGCAUCCGAAAUCCCGACAGCCACCCCAAUAAUAUUAAUGAUCAAAAGAGUCAUGGGAGGGAUCAAAAGGGAAGUCCACUUGAAGAGACCUUGAAUGAGUGCGAAAAAGUGAGACGAGACUCCACCAAUGACCCAAAACUGCUCGUUUCUCCACAAAUCAUCGAUCCCGACUCCACCCCACUGCAUCUCGAGGAUGCUCGUCACAGCAAUCGAUAUGAAGAGGCCCAUGAAAACGAGACUCGCAUAAUUGCUGAUCUGCAUAUGGAAAAAAAAAAUAUUAUGCUAAAUCUUAAAGAUUUAUGUGGGGCUCACCUCAGGGACGAUGAAUUUUCCUGUAAGCAGGCAUACAGCUGGCAAUGUGCAAUAAACGAUCAAUGGGAAAAAUCGCUCGAGGGGCUUCAGGCCACAUCCAUAUCCGUACCAAAUCGGGCAGUGCCUGCUCAAGAAAAUCUCGACUGA